Messenger RNA from Fraxinus pennsylvanica, 1095 nucleotides. The record is from the annotation of a GenBank genome assembly. Lineage: Eukaryota; Viridiplantae; Streptophyta; Magnoliopsida; Lamiales; Oleaceae.
AUGAAACUGAGCGGAUAUUUCUUGGUCAGGCUCACUGUACUGCUAGCCGUUACUUUCACCGUCAAUGCCUGCCCACCGGCAGACCGGUCAGCAUUGCUAGCAUUCAAGAAGCAACUCAGUGAGCCAUACUUGGGCAUAUUCAACACAUGGACUGGCACUGACUGCUGCAACGGCUGGUACGGCAUCAGUUGCGACCCAGAAACUGAACGGGUCGCCGACAUUUCCUUACGGGGCGAAUCCGAGGACCCGAUUUUUGAAAAAGCUGGUCGGUCUGGUUACAUGACCGGUUCACUUUCUCCUUCCCUCUGCCAGCUCGACCGUCUCACAACCCUCGUCGUUGCCGACUGGAAAGACAUCUCCAGCGAAAUCCCCGCGUGCUUAACCUCACUUCCCAACCUCCGCAUUAUUGACCUUGUCGGAAAUAAAAUCUCCGGCCACAUUCCGGCGGAUAUUGGCAAGCUGAGUCGACUCACUGUAUUGAACCUGGCUAAUAAUCAAAUAUCAGGUUCGAUCCCAACUUCCAUCGUUAACCUCAACAGCUUAAUGCACCUGGAUCUCAGCAGCAACAAACUCGACGGGACGAUUCCAUCGGACGUCAGCAAAUUAUCCAUGAUGAGCCGUGCUUUACUGAGCCGAAACCAACUCACCGGUUCAAUCCCAGUUUCUCUUUCCAAAAUAUAUAGGCUAGCUGAUCUAGAUUUAUCAAUGAACCAAAUAACGGGUACCAUCCCAGCCGAGUUCGGGUCAAUGCGGGUCCUCUCGACUCUAAAUUUAGACAGUAACCAACUUUCAGGCGAGAUACCGACAAGUUUGCUAAGUAACUCGGGUUUAAACAUUCUAAAUUUGAGUCGAAACUCGUUAGAAGGUUGCUUGCCCGAUGUUUUUGGUCCGAAAACUUACUUCACGGCACUCGACUUAUCUUACAAUAAUUUGAAGGGUUCGAUUCCAAAAUCAAUGUCUUCAGCUAAUUACAUUGGGCACUUGGAUCUUAGUCACAAUCAUCUUUGCGGGUCAAUUCCACCAGGGUCGCCAUUCGAUCACCUCGAUGCCUCAUCAUUUGCCAACAAUGACUGCCUGUGUAGAUCUCCAUUAUAA